GCUUAAUCGAGGCAGACGCGCUACCGCGCCGGUCGUAAACACGGAAAGAGAACCUCUACACCUCCCUCGAUCCCAUAUACCCUUCCCUACAAUUACAAGGAUGCCUUCAUCAGCUCCAUCCUCACCAACCCGCCAACGUACCGACCGCGACGCAACCCCCACCGCCGCUGACGGCGCUCCCCUCUUCUACCCCUCCUCGAUCGCUUCCUCCUCCCCCAAAGGCGCAGCGGCUCUCCGUGAUGGAAGUGCGACGCCUCGUGCUUCCGCCGUCAAUGGGUUGAGACGAAUGGAAGUCUCGAGUCCGUUGAGGUAUGAGAGUUCGAGUCCGCCGAGGAGUGCGGCGGGUGGGGGGUUGAGGAGGGGGGGAGUGAUGAGUUCGGGGUUGGGGAGUGGGGGGUUGAGGUCUACGGCUGAGACGAUUCGGGAUGAUAUUAGAUCAUCUGCUGCGACGCCGCGUGCUGCUAGGCGUGGUGAUAUCCAUUCCUCAGGCUUGGACUCGACGCCGAUGCGUCGUCGUCUCAUGGACGUCCAGACUCCCUCCCGCCAAUCCGCCAUUCUCUCUCAGGGUGCGCCGACCUCCGAUGCCGACUCUGGCCCACACCGCGUCAUCUGGGGUACAAACGUCAACAUCCAAGACGCCUCAGACGCAGUCAAGAACUUCCUCAAAAACUACCAACCCAAAUACCGUCUCGUCGCAGACAAAGUCCUCGUCAAUCCCGGUGAGGGCGAAGAUAAGGUCUAUGUCGAGAUGUUGAGGCAGAUGCGUGCGUUGGGGAUUAAUGUCCUCAAUCUCGAUGUCGGGAAUUUGAGGGCGUAUCCCCCGACGAAGAAGGCGUAUCAUCAGUUGCAGAUGUAUCCGGCUGAGAUGAUCCCGAUUAUUGAUGGUGCGAUUAAGGAUGCCAUGAUUGAUAUUUUGCAGGGUGAUGGUGUCGGGGAGGCGGUGCUUGAUGAGGUUGAGGCGACGCCGUAUAUGGUUCGUCCGUUUGGGUUCGAUGAGACGCAUAAUAUGCGAGACCUGAACCCCGCGGAUAUCGAUCGUCUUGUGACGAUUAAGGGAUUGGUCAUCCGUGCCACGCCCGUUAUUCCGGAUAUGAAGAGAGCGUUCUUCAGGUGUGCGGUUUGCCAGCAUGCGGUGACUGUCGAGAUUGACCGUGGACGAAUCGCGGAGCCGACGAGGUGUCCCCGUGAACAGUGCAUGACGACGAAUUCGAUGCAGAUCGUGCAUAAUCGGUCGGAGUUUGCGGAUAAGCAGGUCAUCAAGCUCCAGGAGACACCGGAUGCGGUGCCGGCCGGCCAGACGCCUCAUGCCGUCUCCCUCUGUGUCUACGAUGAACUCGUGGACUUUUGUAGGGCUGGUGAUCGGGUACAGAUUACGGGUAUCUUUAGGAGUGUGCCCGUGCGGAUCAACCCGCGUCAACGCACGAUCAAGAGUUUGUUCAAGACGUAUUUGGAUGUCGUGCAUGUCCAGAAAAUCGACAAGAGGCGCUUGGGCGCGGACGUUACGACGCUUGACCAGGAAUUGGCUAUUGAGACGAGUGCGUCGUUGCAAGAGACCCGGAAGUUGAGUGAGGAGGAGGUUGCGGAGAUUGAGUCGAUCUCCCGGAGAGAGGAUGUCUAUGACGUCCUGGCGAGGAGUUUGGCGCCGAGUAUUUAUGAGAUGGAGGAUGUGAAGAAGGGGAUUUUGUUGCAGUUGUUUGGGGGGACGAAUAAGACGUUCACGAAGGGUGGUGGACCGAGGUAUCGGGGUGAUAUCAACGUUUUGUUGUGUGGUGAUCCGUCGACUUCGAAAUCCCAGAUCCUGCAGUAUGUGCACAAGAUUGCGCCGAGGGGUGUUUAUACCUCUGGUAAGGGAUCCAGUGCGGUUGGUUUGACGGCGUAUGUCACGAGGGAUCAGGAUACGAAGCAAUUGGUGUUGGAGUCGGGUGCGCUUGUGUUGUCGGAUGGUGGUGUUUGUUGUAUUGAUGAGUUUGACAAGAUGAGUGAUUCGACGAGGAGUGUGUUGCAUGAAGUUAUGGAGCAGCAGACAGUCUCGAUUGCGAAGGCUGGUAUUAUUACCACCUUGAAUGCGAGGACGAGUAUCUUGGCUUCUGCGAACCCGAUUGGGUCGAAGUAUAACCCUGAUUUGCCGGUUCCGGCGAAUAUUGAUUUACCGCCGACUUUGUUGUCGAGGUUCGAUUUGGUGUAUUUGGUGUUGGAUAAGAUUGACGAGGCGGCGGAUCGGAGGUUGGCGAGGCAUUUGGUGUCGAUGUAUCUCGAGGAUCGUCCGGAGAAUGCGGCGGUUGGGGAUAUCUUGUCGGUUGACAAGUUAGCCUCAUACAUCUCUUACGCCAGGGAAAACGUACAACCUGUCAUCUCCGAGGCGGCUGGACAUGAAUUGGUCAAGGCGUAUGUCGAGUUGAGAAAGUUGGGCGAGGAUGUCAGAGCUGCGGAGAGGAGGAUCACGGCUACGACGCGUCAGUUGGAGAGUAUGAUUCGUCUUUCGGAGGCGCAUGCGAAGAUGAGGUUGGCGCAUGAGGUCACGGAGGACGACGUACGCGAGGCGAAUCGUCUCAUUCGUUCUGCGAUCAAGGAUUAUGCUACGGAUCCCAUCACGGGUCGUAUCGAUAUGGAUCUCAUCACGACGGGUCAGUCCGCGGCGAAUCGUCGUGCGAGGGGAGAUAUGAAGAAUGAGGUGUUGAACAUCGUGAAGGAUAUGACUGGGGCGGGGCAGGCGGCGAGGUAUUCUGAGGUGUUGAAGAAGUUGGGGGAGCAGAGUUCUGCGCAUGUUGAUGCUGGGGAGUUUGGGGAGUUGAUGAGGACGCUUGAGGCGGAGGGUGUUGUGAAGGUUACUGGUGAGGGGGCGAGGAAGGUUAUCAGGCAGAUCAGUGGUGCGCCGGCUGGUAUCUAGAGUGGACGGUGUAGCAUGAGUUGAGGAGCGUGGGGAAUAUCAAGGG
Molecule: messenger RNA, 2933 nt
Organism: Saitoella complicata NRRL Y-17804
Lineage: Eukaryota; Fungi; Ascomycota; Saitoellomycetes; Saitoellales; Saitoellaceae
Product: DNA replication licensing factor mcm4
Exons: 2
Coding region: 101-2887 (928 amino acids)
Biological process (GO): double-strand break repair via break-induced replication; DNA strand elongation involved in DNA replication; mitotic DNA replication initiation
Cellular component (GO): MCM complex; nucleus
Molecular function (GO): single-stranded DNA binding; single-stranded DNA helicase activity; ATP binding
Source: RefSeq, a predicted model, not a curated record